AUGAAUAAGGUCUAUAGGGGUUGUAAUUUGAGGAUUCAGGAGUAUGAGUUUUUGGCAAACCUUAUUGAACUACCUUUUCAUAAGUUUGAUGUGAUUUUGGGGAUGGAUAGGUUGUCACAUCACCAAGCUAUGGUGGAUUGCCAUUUAAAGAGAAUCACAUUGAGAACUCCUGAUAACCAAGAAAUCAUUAUUGUGGGUGAGAAGUCAAAUUAUCUGUCUAAUGUCAUAUCAGCCACUACUGCAAGAAGAUUGUUAAAUGGGUUCAUGGUGGUUUUUAUUAAUGAUAUACUAGUGUACUCUAGAGACCGAGAAGAGCAUGAGGAGCAUUUAAGGAUUAUAUUGCAGACCCUGUGGAGGAAGCAACUAUAUGCUAAGUUGUCUAAAUACAAGUUUUGGCUUCAUGAGAUUUCUUUUUUGGGCCAUAUUGUGCCAGCUGAUGGGAUUAAGGUGGAUCCCAAAAAGAUACAAGCUAUUAUUGAUUAG
Molecule: messenger RNA, 483 nt
Organism: Hevea brasiliensis (rubber tree)
Lineage: Eukaryota; Viridiplantae; Streptophyta; Magnoliopsida; Malpighiales; Euphorbiaceae
Exons: 2
Coding region: 1-483 (160 amino acids)
Source: RefSeq, a predicted model, not a curated record